Corylus avellana is the source of this 1178-nucleotide messenger RNA. The record is from RefSeq and is a predicted model, not a curated record. Lineage: Eukaryota; Viridiplantae; Streptophyta; Magnoliopsida; Fagales; Betulaceae.
CAGUCAUUCCAUCAAAUUUUGAAUACAUUUGAUUGUGUCCUCUGUUAUUGUUGGUUUCCUUCUUAGACGCUGAAGUUGAUUCAUGGUAGUGAUGCGCUAUUGACUUUUGUAGGAGAAAUGGGCCCAGAGUUUAGCCCAAAAAUGGCUGCCAAGUCUCUGACAUCUCAACAAAUAGUUCGCAUCCAUCAGUUGUUUCGUCAAGCUAAGUUUGAUGACCCUAGUGGUGAUUGUCUUAGUCCUGCAGGCGAAUACAAUCUUCGUCUUGGCAUUAUAAAGGAGCUGCAUCCAGACAUUGUUGCAACUUAUUCAGGCAGUGCUCAAGUAUUUGAAGGCCACCCAUUCAUUGUGGAAGCUGGUGUCAGUGUGGGAGGAAAAGAUGUUAAGCAUGGUUUGAACAUAUUCCGAUUUGCAAACCGCAUUCCACUUCUUUUUGAGCAAGGUGCUGAUGUUGUCACCAGGACUGCCCUUAAGAGAAUCAAUUGGAGUAGUUACAAGAUCAAUCAUACACAGGAUAAAAUUGGUGUUUUUGUGAGCGUUGUGAGCACAAAAAUCCCCUUUAAAGGCACAGGGAAAGAGUAUAUUGGAGAUGACAUAAGUGAAAUAGCUACUGCUGUCAAGUCUGCUAUUCAGCAAUGUUGCAUCCAGCUAAAAUCCAAAAUAAUGAAGAAGAUGCAGGCACGGGAGCAGCAGGAGAGAAAACGAAAUUUAAACAGGUAUAUCCCUGAUGCUACAGGUGCUGUGUAUGAUGUUUUGAAAGAUAUGGCACAGUCUCAUGUAUCAAAGAAGAAGCGUUAUGAUGAUGAGGAUGCUGAACUAUUAAAGAAAGUCUCUUCUCGUUUGAUUACAAAAGAAACAUUAAGGGAAAAGCUCGCUCAACAUGUUGAGCAGGUGGACUAUGAGAUGGCAUUGGAGUAUGCUACACAGAGUGGAGUGAGUGAAGAACCCAGAGAAGCUAUGUAUAUACAGUCACUGGAAGCUGAAAAUAAGUUCAUUGACUUACAUAGUCCCAUCUUUGUUUUUAGACUCUUCCAGUAGUCAUUUCUUGCUAACCUUUAACCUUUUUUUAGUUCUGUAAGGUAGCCAAAGAAAAUUCAUUAUUGUCUUCAUACAGGUCACUCUCAUCAACUAUUUUUCUUGUAUCAAAUUAUUAAAAGAAAUAAAAUUAAAUGUUGGAGACC